AUGGUUAAAUUCUUUUGGGAAUGGGCAAAUGGUGCAGGCUUAGCUGGACUCCGCGUUGGGUAUGGAGCAUUUCCAUUGACCAUCAUUGAAUAUCUUUGGCGAGCAAAGCAACCAUAUACUGUGUCUGUUGCUGCUGAAGUUUCUGCUUGCGCAGCAUUGGAGAACCCCACCUAUCUCGAGAUGGCGAAAGAAGCUUUGCUACAAGAAAGGGAGAGGCUUUAUAACCUUGUAAAGGAGCUGCCGUUUCUCAACCCAUAUCCAAGCUAUUCCAAUUUCGUUCUUUGUGAGGUUACAUCAGGAAUGGAUGCUAAGAAGCUGAAGGAGGACCUUGCAAAAAUGGGUGUGAUGAUUCGUCAUUACAACAACAAAGAGUUGAGUGGUUAUGUUCGCAUAUCUGUCGGGAAGCCGGAACACACUUGA
This is a messenger RNA of Prunus armeniaca (apricot), 420 nucleotides long. NCBI's taxonomy places the organism in Eukaryota, Viridiplantae, Streptophyta, Magnoliopsida, Rosales, Rosaceae. The record is from the annotation of a GenBank genome assembly.